Drosophila albomicans is the source of this 1764-nucleotide messenger RNA. RefSeq names its product acyl-CoA-binding domain-containing protein 5. The record is from RefSeq and is a predicted model, not a curated record. Gene Ontology annotation, molecular function: fatty-acyl-CoA binding. The coding region runs from base 344 to 1276 and encodes 310 amino acids. NCBI's taxonomy places the organism in Eukaryota, Metazoa, Arthropoda, Insecta, Diptera, Drosophilidae. Gene Ontology annotation, biological process: fatty acid metabolic process. The transcript has 3 exons.
CAAAACGAUUAAAAAAUAACAAGUAGCCAGUAACGGCACAACAACUGCGAGCGCCAAUUCAUGUUCACAUUAACAAUUAGCUUAUACACUGCACAAUGAUAACUUGCUGUUAUCACUAACGAUUCAGUUUUGUUAUUUAAAUUUCCGAUUUCUAUUGACUGUGAGAGUGAUUUUUAUGAAUAUUGAACUUCGACUUUGAAGCGAACUUUGUCUAGCUGAAGUAUAUGUAUGUAUAUAUGUUAAAUAGUGAGUGUGAAUCAAUAGCAAAGAGCACUGCCAAUAAACAAAUAAAAAGUUACAGCGUCAUUUCGUGUGUCUGCAAUUGCACAAGAUAAUUAGUUCGAUGGCCGGCAUUGAGGAACGUUUCCAGGCGGCUGUCAACGUGAUCAAAGGACUGCCUAAGAAUGGUCCUUAUCAGCCCAGCACGAGCAUGAUGCUCAAGUUCUACGGCCUCUUCAAGCAGGCCUCCGAGGGCAGUUGCAGCCAAAAGAAGCCCGCCUUCUGGGAUGUCGUCGGACGUGCCAAAUGGGAUGCCUGGAACAAUAAUAGUCAGCUAAGCAAGGAGCAGGCCAUGCAACGUUAUGUUGAGAGUCUGCAGGAGAUCAUCGAGACGAUGUCGUUUACAGAGAAUGUCCAGAACUUUGUGGGCAGUCUCGAUGGGCUGGGCAACAUCAAUCUGGAUGAACUAGAGCUGGUGUCGCCGGGCAUGCGGGAGCUCGCUGAAUCGCAUCCCAAUUCACCGUUUCAUUCGCGCACCAAUAGUCCACAGCAUGGCUCGAGCUCCAAUGAGGAUAUCACGGCAACGGAGACGCCAGUGGCGUCCACAAAUGGACAUGCCACGCCCCUCAGCAAUGGCUAUGCUUCGAAGUUGAGCAAUGGCUAUGGGGAGCCAACGACGACGACGAGUCACAAUUAUACGCACAAUAGCAGCGUAGCCAUUGUGGAUCCAUCGGACGAUGAGUACGAUGAUCCAUAUGAUACAAUGCUGCCACAGGAACUAACUCAAGCAAUCACACACAACACGGAUAUGUUGCGACAAAUUCAGAGCACAAUUGCGAGCAUGAACAAUGAUAUGGCUGCAGUGCAGCAACGUGUGCGCGGCAUGGAGCAAACGCUGCUCGAGUUGCGCAAGGUGACAUCGGCGACGUCAAGUAGACGACAACAACCGGCGUGGUGGCCAUUUAAGGAUAUAUCGCCGCUGUGGUUUGCGGUGCUGGUGCUGUGGCCAUUCUUGGUGCGACGUGUGGCACGUUUGGUGGAGAGCAAACGCCGCUGACGACGACGACGCCGAGUGCAUUUUGAGCUUUAGCUUUAGCUUAAUUGGUAUGGUAGUUAAAUUAUACACUUUUGGUUAUGGUCAUUGGGUCAAUGAGCUUCGUCUGGCUUCGCUUCACUACGCGUCAUUCAACUAUUUUUUCUUCAUGUACAGAGUUGGCCUUAUUUAGUUUCCUACGAUUAUCCAGUUGCAAUAUAUACUAAAUAUCUACAUCCUAUCUAAAUGUAUAUGUAUAUUUAUGUUGUAUGUUUUUGUAGUCACCACGCAUAACACAUUCCUCCCCUGCUAUCCCCACAAAAUGCAUACAUGCAAUACAAAUUUUGUUUAGUUGGUAAGAAACGAAAGUUUUGUCUUGGCCCUGGGAACGCUUUUGCCUUGGUCCAAAGCGUCAUCCACUUUUGCAAAUGCUGCAAACGGUUGUAAAACAAUUCAUUUGUUGUUAAUUAUAUUUUUUUGUAAUAAAACUUGUGUAAAAUGAAUACAAAUCA